Coniosporium apollinis CBS 100218 is the source of this 570-nucleotide messenger RNA. RefSeq lists its product as uncharacterized. The transcript has a single exon. The record is from RefSeq and is a predicted model, not a curated record. The coding region runs from base 1 to 570 and encodes 189 amino acids. Lineage: Eukaryota; Fungi; Ascomycota; Dothideomycetes.
AUGUUCUCCACCACCAUGAACUCCUCAAAGACCGGUCCGGCCUACAACACCCGCGCCCGCCAGCCCAUCAAGCGCUCCGCACGUGAGCUCUACGCGGAAGGCGAAGCCCUCGAAAGCUGCGCGAAGCGGCCAAAGCCCUCCUCAUCCCCCGCGCAAGCCGCGCCGACACCGUACAAUACCGCAACAGCAACCCAGCCGCCGACGCUGGACCAGAUCAAAGCCAUGAUGCUCACCUGGAUCGACGCCUGCGACAAAGCCACGGCCGCGAACAAGCGGGACGACCGACCGCACAUGGGUGAGCUGAGCAUGGCUGCGGUGUUCCUGCUCGAGGCGAAGAUGGCAGGGCCGUCGCGGAUGCCCGAACAUCUCCGCGCGCCGGUCGCGGGCAUCUUGGAGGCCAUCUGGAUGGUUGGGUGGAGGUAUUGUAUUGACGUCGUCUCGUGGGUGCCCUGCCACGACCUGGGGACUGACUUGUUGAGGGAGAGGGUCAUGAACUGGAAUACGGGGCUCAGGCUUAGGUUGAGGGGUAUCCGCAGCACGCCUGCGAUCAAGGUUGAGCCUGAGGAUUAG